UUUUUUUUUUUUAUUUAAACCUUUUUAGGUUGUCUAAACAUCUGUGUAAAAUUGAUGGCUAUGUCGAAGGAUUGGUGGCAGAGAGGGACUACUCAAAUAGCAAGGGAGCUAUUGCAUUCAUCUUAUUGAAGUUCUUUUAUUACAAGCCAGAGGCUAAAAUCUAGCAUCAGGGUCCUUUUGGUUUUGAGAUACUACCAAGUGGUGUUUGUGAUGAUGGCUUUCAAAAUUUAUAUAAAUGAAACUUCCAAAAAAUUUUUUUAAAGCAUUUGUAGGAGGGAGGUCUAGAUAGAUGGGGGCAGGCAAAAAAGGCAGAAGGCUCUGCUUUUGUUUUAAUUUCCUUUUUUUUUUUCUUCUGGGAACUUAGCUGACUGAAGUGUCAGAAGUCUGGCUUUAACCUUUAAGUUCAGAUGAUAAGCAAUUGAUUCUUAGACUCCCUAAAUAGGUAAAAUAGGUGUGCUUUUUAAAGCAUUAUGGUUCUGAAAUUUCCCUCCUGUAUAUUAAUUUCUUAAUUCUUUGACUCUUGUGAUAUCAUUUUAAUCGAGCAGAGGAAUCAGAAAAUGACUGAGGAAUACCCAAAUUGCUCAUGUAAAAAAUCAAGGAGGGGAAAUGUUCCCUUUUUGUGAGUUAAAAAUUAACAAAAUCAAAUACUUCAGCCCACCACUGCAGCUUUAGUCUAGAAUCCUCAAAAGUAUUUUGGAUUCCUCCGUGAAAUUAGUAGAAUUAGGCAGCAAAGUAUCUUAGUGGAUCUGAUUUAAAGUGCCUAGUUAUGCCUUUAGUACCUUGAGGCAGAUGCCUAAAGAUUCUGUUUUGUACUUCGGUAAGGAAUUUGUUUGACUUCAGCAAUGAAAAUACUGAUAUUACUGAAAAUACAAAAAAUUGUUAUUGACUCUGUGAGUCUUAGCAUUUACCUAUACACUACGAGCCCCAUCAUCUCUUUCUUUUCUUUCGAGGUCAUGAAACGCGUACGCACAGAACAGAUUCAGAUGGCAGUGUCCUGCUACCUCAAGCGCCGUCAGUAUGUGGACUCCGAAGGUCCCCUAAAACAAGGGCUGAGGCUGUGUCAGACUGCUGAAGAGAUGGCAGCUAAUCUCACAGUCCAAUCUGAAUCUGGUUGUGCCAACGUUGUGUCUGCAGCUCCCUGCCUGGCAGAGCCACAGCAAUAUGAAGUACAAUUUGGACGAUUACGCAAUUUUCUCACAGAUUCAGAUUCUCAGCACAGCCAUGAAGUGAUGCCUCUUCUGUAUCCCCUCUUCGUCUACCUCCAUCUGAACAUGGUCCAGAAUGGCCUAAAAAGCACAGUGGACAGUUUUUACAGCCGCUUCCACGGCAUGUUCUUGCAGAACGCCAGCCAGAAGGAUAUCAUUGAGCAGUUGCAGACUACCAUGACUAUUCAAGAUAUCCUGUCCAACUUGAAGCUCCGGGCUUUUCUGGACAACAAGUAUGUCAUCCGCCUUCAAGAGGACAGCUACAACUACCUUCUUCGCUACCUCCAAAGUGACAACAACAACGCCCUGUGCAAAGUCCUGACCUUGCACAUUCACCUGGAUGUGCAGCCCGCCAAGAGGACCGACUACCAGCUCUACGCCGGUGGGAGCUCCUCGCGCAACGAGAGCAACGGCCUGGAACCCAGCGACGUGCCGGCCUCCAUUCUGCAGAACGAGGCGGCGCUGGAUUUACUGCAGGACAGCAUUAAACGUGUCAAGGACGGGCCCCCUUCCUUAACGACCAUCUGUUUCUAUGCCUUCUAUAACACGGAGCAGUUGCUGAACACUGCAGAGAUUUCACCAAAUAGCAAGCUGCUCGCUGCUGGGUUUGAUAAUUCGUGUGUGAAGCUGUGGAGUCUGCGUUCCAAGAAGUUAAAAUCUGAGCCCCACCUCGUUGAUGUGUCCCGCAUCCGCCUGGCUUGUGACAUCCUGGAUGAGGAGGAGGAAGAGGAUGACAGCGCAGGCACAGAAAUGAAGAUCCUGAGAGGACACUGUGGACCCGUGUAUAGCACAAGGUUCCUUUCAGACAGUUCGGGACUCUUAUCUUGUUCCGAGGACAUGUCCAUCAGAUACUGGGACCUCGGAAGUUUCACAAACACUGUGUUGUACCAAGGACAUGCCUACCCCGUCUGGGAUUUGGAUAUUAGCCCCUGCAGCCUCUACUUUGCCAGUGGUUCGCACGAUCGCACUGCAAGGCUCUGGUCCUUCGAUCGGACGUACCCGCUGCGAAUAUACGCGGGCCAUUUGGCGGACGUGGAUUGUGUCAAGUUCCACCCCAAUUCCAACUACUUGGCGACGGGCUCCACAGACAAAACCGUGCGCCUGUGGAGCACUCAGCAAGGCAACUCGGUGCGGCUUUUCACGGGGCACCGCGGCCCCGUGCUAGCGCUUGCCUUUUCUCCCAACGGUAAGUACCUGGCAUCAGCAGGUGAAGACCAGCGGCUAAAGCUGUGGGACUUGGCCUCAGGAACUCUUUACAAAGAACUGAGGGGGCACACGGACAACAUAACCAGCCUUACUUUUAGCCCCGACAGUAGUUUAAUUGCUUCGGCGUCGAUGGACAAUUCGGUCCGGGUCUGGGACAUUCGGAACACUUACUGCAACGCCCCUGCAGAUGGGUCUUCCAGUGAACUGGUUGGUGUAUAUACCGGGCAGAUGAAUAAUGUACUGAGUGUACAGUUUAUGGCCUGUAAUCUUCUUCUAGUGACUGGAAUUGCACAAGAAAACCAGGAACAUUAAUUAUAUAUAUAUUUUUUUUUCUUAGGGAAGUGGGUGGGUGUAUUGAAUGCCAGAGUCCAUUGCAAGCUGAGAUUACUGACUGUGAAACACUUUUCUUCCUCUGCCCCUUUGAAAGGCACAUUCAGAGCGAUGGAAAUGCUUUAAAAUGUCUUGCCCACAAAAAGGCCUGAACGGAAUAAGGAGGAGCGAUGAAAAUACAUGUACAUUCUAAUCUUGUACUUGUAAGGAUGGGGGAAAGGGGAGGAAACCCAGUAGCUUGGGGAAACCAAAAGCCUGGUCCAAACAAAUGAAACUGCCAACCAGAUAAGCUGCUGACCUGCACUUAAAUAUCCUGCAUUGAUUGAUGGGUUUGAUUGAUUGAUCUUACCUACUGUUAACUGAGGCUUGAGCGUGUGGAGAACUACUGGCCCAGUGUUUUUUGUUUUGUUUUGCUUUUUUUUUCCUGGUAUUGCAGAGGACCAGCAUUUUAAAACCCUUAUAUUAAAAGAACAUCACGUAUUUUCUACAGUGAUAGUGGUCCUAAAUAUUACAGCUCCCUGAGCACUUCUGGAAUAUUUUGGACUAGUUAAGUAGGAAAUACCAUCUUUCUUUUUAGUAAGGGGAUGGAAAUCUGACCUCAGUUGGGGCCCAUCUCUGCAUUGUCAUUUGGGUUUGCUUCCUGGUACUAUCUGUGAUGCUUGUAUUUAUGUUCCAUUAAUUAGGAAUCUUUCUGAGUCUGGUUGCACUGUGUUUUGAGGAUGGGAAGACAGUGGGGGUAGAGUGGUGGCUUUAAGGGUAGUAAACAACUUGCCUUGUCUGGAGGGAGGGCACAAUAGAACUGAAGCAGCUAAGUUUGGACUCCUAAUGGGAACGGGGCAUGUCAAUCCACCACUGCACCUCACAGAAAUAUUUCCGUAAAUGGAAGUUGGCAGUCGAGGGAGAGGGGAACAGGGAAAGAGAGACACACAAAGUGACAUGGAAAAAAAAAUAGUAUUACUAAAUUAUUGUGCGUACACGGAGGCAGCUCUGCCAGUGUUGGAUUUUUCUCAAAAUGUUGCAAUAUCAGUUUAACGAACACUUUGUGAGAUAAAUCAUCAGCAUUUACAACAAGGAUCUAUGGAAAAAGCACGUUCUAGUUUGUCAUUUGGAGAGAUUAAAUAUUUCUGCUUUCUGGAAAGAGUUAUUUUGUAUUUUGUUUUCUAUUAAAAGCAUUUAGUUUAAAAAAAAUAAAA
Messenger RNA from Calidris pugnax (ruff), 3934 nucleotides. It is a transcript of the gene TAF5L, whose product is annotated as TATA-box binding protein associated factor 5 like. The record is from RefSeq and is a predicted model, not a curated record. The transcript has 4 exons. Lineage: Eukaryota; Metazoa; Chordata; Aves; Charadriiformes; Scolopacidae. Bases 843 to 2723 code for a protein of 626 amino acids. Gene Ontology annotation, cellular component: histone acetyltransferase complex; nuclear protein-containing complex. Gene Ontology annotation, molecular function: transcription coactivator activity; protein binding. Gene Ontology annotation, biological process: regulation of DNA-templated transcription.